AUGGCUACCUCGUUCCCCUGGACCCAGCUCCUCGGGGCUGUCUGCGUCCUCGUCAUCACCAAAUUCAUCUGGGAGUUCCUCUUUUCGCCACUGAAGGCCUUCCCUGGGCCUCUGCUGGCUAAAUUCACCGACCUAUGGCGUGUGGUGGCCGUCCUCCGUGGUCAGUUCGAUUCUACCAAUGUCCGACUACACCUCAAGUACGGUUCCGCCGUCCGGGUCGGACCCAACUGCAUCAGCCUGGGAGAUCCCCGGGCGAUCAGGACCGUCUAUGCGACAAAAGAUCCAUGGAUCAAGAGUGACAUGUACAAACCCAAUGAUGCUCUCGUCAAUUGCCGGAGAAUAUCGAAUAUCUUCAACACGCCAGAUGAAGAAUGGCAUGCGAAACAAAUCAGACCGAUCCGGAAUAUGUGGACAAUGACCAAAGUGCUCGAUUAUGAGCCUCUCAUUGACGAGACCUUGGACAAAUUUGUCAACAAGCUUGCUGCCAAAUUUGUUGAUGGGGCAAAUGCUGGAAAGACCUGCCCUAUAGAUGAGUGGCUAGGUUAUUUCGCAUGGGAUGUCACCGCAAACGUUAGCUUCGGACGGCACUACGGCUUCAUCGACCAGGAAAAGGAUGUCGACAAUCUCAUCGGCGAUUCGACCAAGGGUCUCUUGUACUUUGCGCCGGUCUCGCAAAUGCCCUGGAUCGACCACCUGCUCGACAAGAACCCCAUCGUCCGCAUCGGCCCCAAGCCCUUACUGACGGGCAUUACGUACGCAUUCCGCGUCGUGACCGAAUACCAGAAAGAGCUUUCCGAACAGCAAAAGAAAGAGCCCAGCACCGUCAGACACGCGCUGGACAAGUACGUCCGCCUGAAGGAAAGCUACCCAGACAUCGACGACAACCAGAUCGUCAGCUGGUUGAUGCUGAACGUCCUCGCCGGCGGCGAUACCACCUCUGCCACGAUGCGCGCCGUUGUCUACUACCUCGCCAAAUCGCCAGCCGCCUAUAACAAACUGAUCAACGAGCUGGACGCAGCACAACUGUCGUUGCCGGCUAAAUGGAAGGACAUUUACGUCCUCCCGUACCUCGACGCCGUAAUCCGCGAAAGCAUGCGAAUCAACCCGGGCAUAGCGAUGAUCUUCGAGCGCGUCGUCCCUAAGGGCGGGUACACCCUUCCCUGCGGCCGCUACAUUCCCGCUGGGACCAAAGUUGGCGUAAACCCCGCCGUGACGAACCGCGAUUACGAGGUCUUUGGUGCUGACGCCGAUUCUUUCAACCCGGACCGGUGGCUCAAGGGCGCGGACGAGAGCCAGCAGGACUAUGAGGCUCGACUGCGACAGAUGAAGGAUGUCUGCGACUUCACCUUUGGCGGAGGCGGUCGGGUCUGCAUGGGUCGGUACCUGGCCGUGCUGGAAAUUUACAAAUUGAUUGCGACGCUGUACAGCUUGUUCGAUGUGAGCAUCCCUCCCUCAAGAAUACUGCAUGCCGCAAAGGCGUGA
Messenger RNA from Rasamsonia emersonii CBS 393.64, 1482 nucleotides. RefSeq lists its product as uncharacterized. The record is from RefSeq and is a predicted model, not a curated record. Lineage: Eukaryota; Fungi; Ascomycota; Eurotiomycetes; Eurotiales; Trichocomaceae. Gene Ontology annotation, molecular function: heme binding; iron ion binding; oxidoreductase activity, acting on paired donors, with incorporation or reduction of molecular oxygen. Bases 1 to 1482 code for a protein of 493 amino acids. The transcript has 4 exons.